Cladophialophora psammophila CBS 110553 is the source of this 357-nucleotide messenger RNA. RefSeq lists its product as uncharacterized. Bases 1 to 357 code for a protein of 118 amino acids. The record is from RefSeq and is a predicted model, not a curated record. NCBI's taxonomy places the organism in Eukaryota, Fungi, Ascomycota, Eurotiomycetes, Chaetothyriales, Herpotrichiellaceae. The transcript has 2 exons.
AUGGCCGACCGAACGCAAGACAAGACUCACGAAGCCGUGGGCGACGUGAAAUCCGUUCUGAAGGGCAUCAAGGGCAUGGGAGACACGCUCCGCGGCUCGGUUAACGAAUCGAUUGACACAGCAUUCAAUGACCGAGAAGGAGAAAUCAAAAACAAAGCGGUCAAGGAAAAAGGAGAAGCAGAGUUACAUCAGGCCGAUAGUCGCUUUGGGGGAACAGCCGCUAGAGGAACGACCACCACCGCCGGAGGCACAACGACUGGGGCAGGUGCUCAUUCUGGAGGCGUGGGAAACAUGAGCAGCACUGUUCCUCAAGGGAGGCUUGGGGGUGAACCUACCACUACCAGGGAGAGAUUCUGA